Gadus macrocephalus (Pacific cod) is the source of this 1498-nucleotide messenger RNA. RefSeq names its product 5-hydroxytryptamine receptor 3C-like. Gene Ontology annotation, molecular function: transmembrane signaling receptor activity; neurotransmitter receptor activity; monoatomic ion channel activity. Gene Ontology annotation, biological process: regulation of membrane potential; chemical synaptic transmission; nervous system process. The record is from RefSeq and is a predicted model, not a curated record. Gene Ontology annotation, cellular component: neuron projection; membrane; synapse. The transcript has 3 exons. Lineage: Eukaryota; Metazoa; Chordata; Actinopteri; Gadiformes; Gadidae. Bases 499 to 1173 code for a protein of 224 amino acids.
AUAGAAGAAAUGUGAUUUUUUGUUGGGUGGAAAUGAAAUCUGUCAUUCAUGCUUGUGUGCCAACUUAAUUUACUCUGAGCCAGUGACAUAAAUACAGAUAGUUACAAAUCUGAACACAUUUCACAAGUGUUCCCUUUAUAAUGAAACCACAAUUAUUCAAAUAGACCUUGUAGAUGCAGAGAUAUUCUCUUUUCAUUUUGGGUAUGUUAGGGUACGAGCAGAACCCUAAAAAAUAGGCUGGAGCUUAACUGGUUAAGUCACAAUUUGGGUCAUUGAAGGAACUUUGUAAGAAAAAACUGACGCUAACUUCGUGUUUGUGGCUAACAUUUUUUAGAAACUGCCCAAAUGCAAAACAUUUUAUUUCACAAAAAUGUAUUUUAAACCUAUAAAGUCUCUUUUUCGAGUUCAUCCUGUUAAUCUUUGAUACGAUGUAGAAUCCUUGUGCACUAUUUAUUUUCCUCACAAUAGAUUGUGAUAAAGCGUCGAUCCCUUAUCUACAUGGUCAACCUGAUCAUCCCCAGCUGCUUCCUGGUCACAGUGGACCUCUUCAGCUUCCUGUUACCCCCACAGAGUGUGGACCGCUCAGCCUUUAAGAUGACCCUCAUCUUAGGCUACACCGUCUUCCUCUUGCUGAUGAAUGACUUGCUGCCGGUCACUGGCAACACCAUACCUAUUAUCAAUGUUUUCCUCUCCCUCAGUCUUUCCCUGAUGGUGGCCAGCCUUUUAGAGACCAUAAUUGUCACCCAUAUCCAGAACUCCAGCAACAAAAAACAAGUUCCUCGCUGGGUUAGCAUCCUGGUGCUCCGCUACAUAGCCCCCGUCAUCUGCCUACCUCUUAAACCACAGAGCAACAAGGUCACAGUCCACCUCAACCCGUACCACAUACAAGUGGGAACUAGUGUGGCGAAUAGCAACCCAGCGAUACAGUCUUGGCUCCACCCAACUGAUCACCAGCCAAUGAAAUCGGCCCGUGAUCCGGAGGUGAUGGAGGAACUGCGGAGGCUGAGCCAGGACCUGCGCUCCAUCCGUCUUCAGGUGGCGAACCACCUCGACGGAGCACAGACCUCAGAGGAAUGGGCCAAGAUAGGGUCGGUGAUUGACCGGCUGCUGUUCAUAAUCUAUUUUAUCUUCAUCUUCUCCAGCAUCUUGUGUGUCACCAUUCUGUGGAUCUAAGAAUAAUACCAACAUUUUGUCCUAGUAGUCGGUAGGAGUUUAGUUUUGGUAGUUUAUCAGAGUUUUCUGUUUAUAUGCUGUGUGAUUGUAAGGUGGUAGCUAACUUGGUAAAGUGUGUCUGUUAUAAGCCAUGGAUUUGCUGUAUAGUACCUGGCUAGAUGUUUCAUGAAUGGUUUGGUGUGUAGAAUAUUAUCCCAUUUGCCACAAUUGUUCACUUUUCGCGUGGUAGAUAUAUAGGCCUGUGUAGACGGAAUGAUGACAAUAUGAAACAUGUCUGCAUUAAAAUAUCAAAAAAUUACGAAACCUUUGUUGAGUUGUGCAUUGA